AUGGCCAUUUCUUCACUGGUCGAACAGCAUGGAAGCGCCUUACGAUCGUCGGCCGUCGCACGCGUCGGACAGGCCGUCAACAUGGCCAUCGAGCGUUUCGUCACCGUCGGCGAGACCAUCGCCGACGAUUAUUCGGAGGUGCGACAGGGAAUGUACGAGGCAUGUAAAGAGGCCCGACAAGCAGGUGGCGCAAUUGAAAGGAUAUGCGAGGAAGCGGAAGAAGAAAUCAUGACCGAUCGAACGGUGCUAGUGAAAGCUGCCAGAUGCCUUCUCGGAUCUGUGACUAGAGUUCUUCUAUUAGCAGAUAUCGUAGUUGUUAAGCAAUUACUGUUAGCAAAAGACAAGGUGCAACGUAGCUUAGGUCGUCUAGAAUCGGUAAAUAACUUUACGGAGUUCGUGAAGGCGUUCAGUCAGUUCGGCGCCGAAAUGGUCGAACUGGCGCAUCUGACCGGAGAUAGGCAGAACGAUCUCAAGGACGAACGGCGGAGGGCGCAGAUGGCGGCCGCGAGGCAGGUGCUGGAACGGUCGACGAUGAUGCUUCUCACCUCCAGUAAGACUUGCCUCAGACAUCCGGACAGUACGACCGCCAGAGAGAACCGGGAUACGGUGUUUUGUCAGAUGCGGCGAGCUAUGGACUUGAUUCACUACGUCGUUAAGGACGGCGUUUUGAAUUCGGUAGAGCCUUGCUCACAAUCAAUACAGGGUGAAGAUGUCGAAGUAGAACGGAGCACGGUUUAUUCUUGUAUGCGACGUUUACAGAACGUGUUAGAGCUUUGCAGAGUUAGUUUAGAUCCCUCUUACCAAGAUACUCUUCCGGCGGCUCUAGACGCCGUCUUGGAACGUACACAAGACUUUACAGACAGUGCCUAUACAAGCCACGAACACCGCCAAGCCAUUUUGGACGGCAUCGACAGAGUGAAGGACGAAGUGGAUCACGUUCUCGGUUUAUACGCGAACCUGAUGGCAAUAGAUGGCGCGACGAGCUGUCCCGAGCUCGACUCUUGCGUAUCAUCCGCUUUAACCGCCGCAAAAGAUUUAUCGAGAGAACUUGCUCAAACCGCCUUGCAACAAGCUCAAGAGCUCAGCACAUCGACUAAGCAAAGUCAGGAGCUUGUCGGAACUAUACGGCAGCACGCUCUUAUCCCAGAACUGGAUCGUUUACACCACACCUCGGGGGCCUUUCACGAUUCCAUAGAUCACAUUUUGGAAGUUUGUAAAUUGCUGAGACACGUAGCCGUCUCCGAAACGUUACAAGUAUCCGCAAGAUUCACCGAAAUUAAUUUAAGAGUAUACGGACCACAGGUUAUCACAGCGGCCAAGUCGUUGGCCGCGCAUCCUGGUAGUAAAAUUGCUCAAGAAAAUCUAGAAGUGUUCGCCGACAUGUAUCAGUGGCUGGUUUCCGAUGUCACGUCGGUCGUUAAGGAGGUCAUCGAAGCGAGCCAGGCGCGACCCGAGAAGCAAGUUUACAUGUCUUUGCCGAGACCGGGGAAACACGGCACGACAUCGAAGCCACUAAAAUCCGUUCGAUUGGACGUCGACGAGCAGGAGAAGAUCGCGAAGUCCGGGCUGGAAAUGAAGCUGAUCAGUAGCGAGAUGGACGCCGAAACGGAAAAGUGGCAGGAGAGCAGCACGCAAAUGGAGGAAAAUAACGACAUCGUUAAGAGAGCUAAGAACAUGUCGUCGAUGGCGUUCUCCAUGUAUCAGUUCACGAAGGGCGAGGGCUCCCUGAAGACCACCCAGGAUCUGUUCACGCAGGCGGAGUACUUUGCGGAGGAGGCGAACAGGCUGUACAAGGUGAUCAGGCAGUUCAGCUACCAGGUACCUGGGGGCGCUAACAAGAAGGAGCUGCUGGAGAGUCUGGACAAGGUGCCGACGUUCGUACAGAGACUCCAGUUCACCGUCAAGGACCAUACGGUGGGGAAGGCGGCGACGUUUACCAAAGUGGAUAAUGUGAUACAAGAGACGAAGAAUCUUAUGAACGUCAUAUCAAAAGUCGUUACGACAUGUUUCGAGUGUGCUACUAAGUACUGUAUACCGAUCCCGGGUUCGGAGCUUUUUGUUCCUCCUCCUGACAAGUAUAAGCUGGAGUUUCGUGGUGCGAACGGCGUGUCCGGCCGUGGGUCCGGUGGCGAGGGACGUUCGUCUUCCGGCGUCGGUGGAAGCGGCGAUAACAAGGGAGUAGGUGCCACAGGAUCGGAUCAGAGUUUAUGACAGUUGGGGAUGUCCAGACGCAACAAGGGAGACUCGAGACGUACUCGGGUCUCAUUCCUGUUGUUCUAGGACAUCUUCGGCUGCGUUGUUAUAUAUUGUUAUAAGCGGUAUAUUGUUCCCAUUUUGUUGCUAUGAUAUCAAAAACGUUUGUAGUAUUUAUUUUGUAAUCAAAGGUAUAUCGAUUAGUUGCUCUCAGGAAGACCUUCAUAAGGUCUUUUCGGUGCACUGCUUAGGUAGUUGCUCAACGUCUUUAGUGCCGAAUGUUUAUUGUCGAAUGUACGUUGUUCGUACCAAACUUAGACGUUGUAAUGCAAAUGAAAGAAUUAUGGCUGAAAACUAGAGAGAUCAGUGCAACAUCAUUUACGUCAAACAGAUUUUAGUGCUUUUUACUGCAAUCCAAGAAAUCUGUGUUCUCCUAAAGUUGCAUCAAUUCCCAUAGAAAUUAUCUGGAUUCAGGAUUACCCUAGGUCGAAGCAUGCAGUAGUGGUAUAUGAAGUUCCUUACUAGAUUUAUCCGGUUUUAACUUUUUCGGGCAUAGCGUAAAUUCUGCAGUUCAAAAUUUCUCAACGUAUGCUCGGUUUGAAACACGUAAUGCCGGUGAAUAUUUUAACUUCGCGCGAAUAUGACUUUUUUUUAAUUUUUAGUUGGACGAAAUUAAUUUGUCGUCGCUCAAGUCAUAUGCCGCUCUCCUGAAAAUGCACCGGUCUGCACGCGUUUCAUUUUCAAUGUCAACAAAGGCCUAUUUUUUGUAAGGUCAUCACAAGGUCAAUUAUCUUAAUGUUAUAUGCUAAUAAUGUGUCCUUGAGCAAACCUCUAGUCUAGAAAAUGAUCAUUUGAGAGAAAACUAAAUUGACCUUUGCACGUGAAAGGAUUAACGUGAACGCGACUCAAGGUUAACAAGGGCUAAUGAGACCAGUCCAGUUCCGUGGUGUUAUAUUUCAUUUUCAAAGGUCAAUGGCCCCAUUUUUGUAGUGUCAUACUUCAUUUUUAAUGUCAUCAAAGGUCAAUGCUCGUAAGGUUAUAUGCUAAUAAUGUGUUCUUGAACGAACCUCUGGUCUAGAAAAUGAUCAUUUGAAAAAUAACCUGUACUUUGUACCCCAACUACUUUCCACUAGAGGAUAGCGACCUUAACCUUCACCUCCACAAAUUUUCCAGCGGGUAAGCAAUCUCUGAGCCUUAUUUCCAAGGUCACACAGUUAUUACAUAAUUCGGCGCUAUUGUUCGCAUUUAUCGUAAUAGUUUCCCAUUCGCGCAAAUUAAACUGUAUUUAAGGUCAUGCAACUUGACUUCACACUUAGAACUUCACGCGUUUGUUCGUAUUUACGGCGAUGAUUUCCGAGCGGAAGAUAUCCCUUUCAAAUAAAGGUCGCAAUUUUCUUCUUGUUUGAUUUAAACAUCAAUAGAAGACCUAUUUUCGUUCUGAAUCAGAAAGUGACUUCACACCAAUCAGAGACGAGCACGCCCUCUAUGCUCCCCCUGUGCCGUCACAGCCAAUGAGCGGCGUGAUCCACUAUUUUGUCGGGCACCAUCUUGGAUCGGUCGCCAUUUUAUUAGUCACUAAACCCGCCAUUUUGUUAGGCGUCAUUUUGGAUCGGUCCCUAUUUUAUUAGUUACCAAAUCCUCCAUUUCGUUGGUCGUCGUCUUGAAUCGACCGCCAUUUUAUUAGUCACCAAAUCCGCCAUGUUGUGGGGUGCCAUCUUGGAUCCGCCCGCCAUUUUAGUAGUCACUAAAUCCGCCAUUCUUCUGCAGUCCGCCUGUCUCGUGCCAUCCGCCAUCUUGGAUGUUAAUUUGGACUCAAAUUCCGGCCUCAAAAGAAGGCAGUGUACCUUCCUUUUUACCAAAAAUCGACUGCUUCAACAUUUCUCGGGAAAACACUUUUUCUCUCUAAUUUUCACGCGUUUGUUCGUAUUUACGGCGAUGAUUUCCGAGUCGGAAAAUAUCCUUUUCAAAUAAAGGUCGCAAUUCUCUUCUUGUUUGAUUUAAACAUCACUAGAAGACCUAUUUUCGUUCUGAAUCAGAAAGUGACGUCACACCAAUCAGAGACGAGCACGCCCUCUAUGCUCCCCCUGUGCCGUCACAGCCAAUGAGCGGCGUGAUCCACUAUUUUGUCGGGCACCAUCUUGGAUCGGUCGCCAUUUUAUUAGUCACUAAACCCGCCAUUUUGUUAGGCGUCAUCUUGGAUCGGUCCCUAUUUUAUUAGUCACUAAAUCCUCCAUUUUGUUGGUCGUCGUCUAUGAAUCGACCGCCAUUUUAUUAGUCACUAAAUCCGCCAUGUUGUGGGGUGCUAUCUUGAAUCCGCCCGCCAUUUUAGUAGUCACUAAAUCCGCCAUUCUUCUGCAGUCCGCCUGUCUCGUGCCAUCCGCCAUCUUGGAUGUUAAUUUCUACUCAAAUUCCGGCCUCAAAAGAAGGCUUCCUUUUUACCAAAUAUCGACUGCUUCAAAAUUUCUCGGGAAAACACUUUUUCUCACUAAUUUUGGUGCGUAGAAUCCAAAACGAUUCGUACUUUUUCGAUCAGGCCCCUCAAUCAAAAGUU
Messenger RNA from Photinus pyralis (common eastern firefly), 4744 nucleotides. RefSeq names its product alpha-catulin. NCBI's taxonomy places the organism in Eukaryota, Metazoa, Arthropoda, Insecta, Coleoptera, Lampyridae. The coding region runs from base 1 to 2211 and encodes 736 amino acids. The transcript is spliced from 11 exons. Gene Ontology annotation, molecular function: cadherin binding; actin filament binding. Gene Ontology annotation, biological process: cell adhesion; Rho protein signal transduction. The record is from RefSeq and is a predicted model, not a curated record.